AUGGACCUCUUCCCAAUUUCUGUGCUCCUGGUAACGUGUUUCACAACAAUAAACACGCAAACAUACGAAAAGAGAUACGACUCAGUUAAUAUCGAUGACGUGCUCUCAAAUAAGAGACUUCUAGCAGCAUACGUGAAGUGUGUCUUAGAUCAGGGAAGAUGCACACCGGAGGGAAAAGAAUUGAAAUCUCAUAUAACUGACGCUCUUCAAAGCGGUUGCGACAAAUGCACUGAAACACAGAAGGAUGGCGUGCGUAAAGUUAUAAAACAUUUGAUAAAAAACGAAAGUGAUUAUUGGAAGCAAUUGGUUGACAAGUUCGAUCCUGACGGAGUGUACGCUGAGAAAUAUGAAAACGAAAUAAGGGAAGUUUAA
Messenger RNA from Danaus chrysippus (African queen), 372 nucleotides. Lineage: Eukaryota; Metazoa; Arthropoda; Insecta; Lepidoptera; Nymphalidae. The record is from the annotation of a GenBank genome assembly.